Molecule: messenger RNA, 3018 nt
Organism: Sander lucioperca (pikeperch)
Lineage: Eukaryota; Metazoa; Chordata; Actinopteri; Perciformes; Percidae
Gene: rnf208
Product: ring finger protein 208
Exons: 2
Coding region: 1884-2663 (259 amino acids)
Biological process (GO): protein ubiquitination
Molecular function (GO): ubiquitin protein ligase activity
Source: RefSeq, a predicted model, not a curated record
AGAGAGAGAGAGAGAGAGAGAGAGAGAGAGAGAGAGAGUAGGGGGUGGGCAGGCAAAACAAACCACAUGCAUAAGGAGGGAGCCAGAGGCGGUGUGUGUGUGUGUGUGUGUGUGUGAGUGUGCAUGUAUGUGUGAAAACACUGCGCAUGUGUGACUGUGAGGCGCACUGACUGGAGCAGACGGAGAAGGAGAAAGAGGAGUAAUGAACGGCAGCUGAGACAGGAGGAGAGAUAACAGCAGAGAAGAGGAAAAGAAGGAGACAAGAGGUUUACCUGAAGACCAGACGAAAGAGACGAGCAGAAAGACAGGAAGGAAGAGAAGAGGGACGUACAUGCAGAGAAACACAACGCAGAAGCUCAGGUCACUGCACAGAAUAAGCUGAAUAAUUUGAGAGGCUUAGGAAGCGGGAUGGAGAAAGAGAGACCAGAGGGAGAUGCUCUGCCCCAGCAUGGAAGAGAAGGAGCAGGGGUGGGUGAGUAAAGGACAAAGGUACCAGAGAGGAGAGCAAUAGAGGAACGAGUGAUGCGGAGCUCGACAAAAGCAGCCCUGGACGUGACGCAUCCACCUUGUAACAGCUUCCUCCAUCUUACAUCUCCUCCAUGUUUGCCUCCCUUCACUGCUGCUCAUUGUUCAUCCUGCUAGAAUUGAAUGGACAAGAGAGAGCAUUCUCCCUCUGGUGAGACAUCCCCCUGAACAAAGAGACUGAACAGCUUAUCUUCACAGAACAGCAUCAACAACAUCGACAGCAACAACUGGAACAGGAGCGAGGAGGAGAGAAAGGACUGGAACAAGACUAGUGCGUAGGCAGACAGGUAGAUGGACCAAAGGAAUCCUGAGGACACGUUAUGAGUCUGAGUCACUGAAAAAGAGGAGACAAGCACACAGAGGCACCCCUUCAGACUGUUAUCACUUCUUCUACUCAGUUGGGAGGACUGUCUGAAAGUACAAACUCCCACCUCUGAGGAAUUCAGGAGCCUUGGAGCUUGAAGGAGUCAUUCCAACAGCUUUCUGGAACAUUAUAGGACACCUCCUAAAAAAAGACCUCCUCCCUGUUUCUUAUCAACAAGCCACUGAGAGGCUCACACAGGGUCACCAGACCAAACUGGUCUAAGAGCACAGAGAAAGACUGGAGGUUAUUCUUUCUUUCUCACACACUCAAGUCGGUGUGUAACGGCACCCGCAGCCAAAAACAGGAAGUUAAGCGGGCGUUUAAGCUAGAACCACGUGUAAAGGCUAGUUUGAAACGGCAAGAGUUUCCUUGGCAGGCCACAGGAUAUAGUUUAAGACAAUACCUCUUGGCCAUUUCUGAACUGCCUGAACUCAAUCCCCUCACGCUGUAAAAGCAGAAAUCCACCAACCUGUACUGUAUGUAUAUAUGUGAGCAUCUGUGUGCAUAUGAGAUUAUUUAUUAGUGUCAUCAGUGAGAGAGAACAUGUGUUUGUGCUUAAGUACUAACUGUCCUUGUGUGUGAAUAUAUGUUUCUGCAAAUAGCCAUCAGAGACAGCACAGGAACAUCAGCAUAAGUGAGUAAAAACAACAAAAAACUACCUUUAAGUAGUCAACACUGGUCAGAUACUGUAAGCUGGACUGUUAAAUUAUCUGUCCAUAUCAGCGGUGACAGAGUAAGAGCUGCAGAUUGAGGUGCUCUGGCUGAGCUCUUCUAUCUGUCUUCUCCUCAUAAAGACUCAGGCUGACAGUAGCGCCCACCAGGCGGGGGAUCUCUGAGGGAAACAUGGAGGCAACCAUCCGUCCCCAUGUCCCCUCGAAUGGCUGACUUAAAAAAAAGAGCCUAAUCUUUUUUCCCCUUGCCCAGAACCAGGCAGAGGUGUUCAGCGCUGAUUAGAGCCACAACCCCUCUCUCUUCCACCUCAAAAAACGUGCGGAUGUCCUGCCUCAGGCGUCAGCCCGUCACCAUCCCCAUGGACACCGUUAAGAUCAUCCAGUCAGAGAAGUUCCCCAGAGAGUGCCCUGUGCCCGCCACCCAGCCGCGCUAUGCCCCACCCCCCAGAGUGGCGUGGGACGGCGGAGGUGAAGGCGAAAUCAUCGUCAACCAGGCCUGCAGCGACCUGGCCCUGGAGAUUACAGGGUCUCCCAGGCCAAUGGUGUCCCCCUCGGCCCCCGUGAUGCGCAGGGAGCAGAGCUUCCUAGCGCAGCGCAAAACCAGUGCCAACGAAAUCUGCUACCACCAGUUCCACUACAAGAUGGAAGACGUCAUAGUCAACCAGUACGUGCUGCGGCCCUCAUCCACCUCCUCCUCCACUUCCUCCUCCUCUUCCUCCUCGGGACCCGUCAUGCCCUGCGAGCCCUUGGACUGCCCCACCUGCGGUCACACCUACAACUUUGCCGGCAAGCGUCCACGCAUCCUCUCCUGCCUGCACUCGGUGUGUGAGGAGUGCCUGCAGAUCCUCUACGAGUCCUGUCCCAAGUACAAGUUCAUCUCCUGCCCCACGUGCAGGCGCGAGACAGUGCUGUUCACAGACUAUGGGCUGGCUGCCCUGGCCAUCAACACCAGCAUCCUGAGCCGCCUGCCCUCUGACCCCAACGGGCCCGUGCAGUGGGGCGGGGACGCCGACCGCAGCUGCUACCAGACUGUGCGCCAAUACUGCCAGUCAGCCUGCACCUGCCAGAUCGCCAACCCCUUGUCCUCCUGUGGCAUCAUGUAGACAAGGGGGGACACUGCAGGCAUGACUCUACGCUGGCCCCCCCUCCACCACUCUUUUCAUCUGUAAGCUCUACCCUUUCUGCCAAUCCCCUCUCUCACAAACACAUUCAGUAAAUAAAUUCCUCCACAGAUGUUAUCUCUAUAUAUUUAAUAGCACAGAUGGAUGCUAUGUGGGACUAAUGGAUGCAUAUGGUUCAAGAUAUAGUAAAUAAAUGUAUUUUAUGUAUGGACUGGAAUCCUAUUCACCCUCUCUCAUUUGGUUGGAUGUGUUUGUCAUUGACAUCUCUUUACGUGGGAAUGCCAGGGGAGGUUUAUCCCCCCAACCUAGGUGAAUAAAGAUUAAAUAAAUGAUAAAA